This is a messenger RNA of Epinephelus fuscoguttatus (brown-marbled grouper), 7513 nucleotides long. It is a transcript of the gene slc6a17, whose product is annotated as solute carrier family 6 member 17. Gene Ontology annotation, biological process: alanine transport; sodium ion transmembrane transport; proline transport. Gene Ontology annotation, cellular component: plasma membrane; synaptic vesicle. NCBI's taxonomy places the organism in Eukaryota, Metazoa, Chordata, Actinopteri, Perciformes, Serranidae. The transcript has 12 exons. The record is from RefSeq and is a predicted model, not a curated record. The coding region runs from base 508 to 2700 and encodes 730 amino acids.
GUCAGACUUCGUCGUGACUUGCCAUAGUAAUUUCUCCAUACUAUGGGGAGCUCAUUUAUUUCACAACACAGCCACCAGCACGUGGACACCAGAGCAGGUUUUGUGCACAGUUGCAGAGGGUUCGUUAAGGGGAUAAACAGGUGCCAUAAAGCUGUAGUUUAACAAGUUAUUGGAGUGAGUCGACCAAACUUGUGGCAGGCGUUGAGCUCCUGCGUCAGACUUUACGCACCAUGCGCCUUGUGUGACUGGAAGCUGAUUUCGCAUCUCUUUGCGCGCAGAGAUGUUGCAUACAGAGACAGUGUCUGAAUGAAGACACCGUGCACUCACUUUGGAUUCAUACUGACACGCUGACUCGGACCCUUCCGCCCUUUCUGCAAACGACAUAAGAUUGAAGAAAAAAGCACAACUUUCUUUUCCUGCUUCCUCCUGAUCUCUCUCCAGUCGGUCACCUCAGGCUCUCCUCUUCCUCCUCCGCCCUCAGCCUGAAGGAGCUCUGGUGUUGCAGCCAUGCCAAAGAACACCAAGGUGACGCAGCGGGAGCACAGCAAUGAGCCGGUCACUGAGUCUGUGGCUGACCUGCUGUCCCUGGAGCACCCCAUGGACUAUAAGAGCAGCCAGAUGAGUAUGGGUCUGAGUCCUGGCUCUACUGCUCCAGUAAAAGCUCUGAUACCGUCCCCUGACCCAGACGCCGAGGACGGCCGACCAGCCUGGAACAACAAGCUGGAGUACAUCCUGGCCCAGGUGGGCUUCUCUGUGGGCCUGGGUAACGUCUGGAGGUUCCCCUACCUGUGCCAGAAGAACGGUGGAGGUGCGUACCUGGUGCCCUACUUUAUUCUCCUCCUGCUUAUCGGCAUCCCCCUGUUCUUCCUGGAGCUGGCGGUGGGUCAGAGGAUCAGGCGUGGCAGCAUCGGGGUGUGGAACUAUGUCUACCCACAGCUGGGAGGCAUCGGGGUUUCCAGUCUGAUGGUUUGCGGCUUUGUGGGCCUCUACUAUAAUGUGAUUAUCGGCUGGAGCAUCUUCUAUUUCUUCCAGUCUUUUCAGUAUCCACUGCCUUGGGCUGAAUGCCCCAUCCAGAGAAAUGGAACCCAAGCCAUUGUGGAGCCAGAGUGUGAGAAGAGCUCAGCCACCACCUACUUCUGGUACCGCCAGACUCUCAACAUCACCAGCUCCAUCGAAGACACCGGCGGCCUGAACUGGAAAAUGACCCUGUCCCUGUUGGUGGCUUGGAUCUUGGUCUGCCUGGCUGUCAUCAAGGGCAUCCAGUCCUCUGGGAAGGUGAUGUACUUCAGCUCUCUCUUCCCGUAUGUGGUGCUCUUCUGUUUCCUGGUGCGAGGUCUGAUGCUGAAGGGAGCGGUGGACGGCAUCGCUCACAUGUUCACCCCUAAGCUGGAAAAGAUGUUGGAGCCACAGGUGUGGAGAGAAGCAGCCACGCAGGUCUUCUUCGCUCUCGGUCUGGGCUUUGGAGGCGUCAUCGCUUUCUCCAGCUACAACAAGCGAGACAACAACUGCCACUUUGAUGCAGCGCUCGUCUCCAUUAUCAACUUUGUUACCUCCAUCCUUGCCACUUUAGUUGUGUUUGCUGUUCUGGGGUUCAAGGCGAACGUCAUGAACGAGAAGUGUGUUGUCGAGAAUGCAGAGAAGAUUCUGGGCUUUCUAAACACAGGUGUGCUGAGCAAAGAGCUCAUCCCUCCUCACAUCAACUUCUCCCACCUGUCCGCCCAGGACUACGCAGACAUGUACGGCAUCAUUAAGGCGGUGAAGGAGGACGCCUUCGACCAGCUGGGUCUGGAUGCCUGUGUGCUGGAGGACGAACUCAACAAGGCGGUUCAGGGCACUGGCCUGGCAUUCAUCGCCUUCACGGAGGCAAUGACACAUUUCCCCGCCAGUCCCUUCUGGUCGGUCAUGUUCUUCUUCAUGCUGAUCAACUUGGGUCUGGGAAGCAUGAUCGGCACGAUGACUGGCAUCACCACACCCAUCCUGGAUGCUUUCAAGAUCCGCAAAGAGAUCCUGUGUGUGGUCUGCUGUAUCAUAGCCUUCCUGUUAGGCCUGCUGUUUGUGCAGCGCUCGGGGAACUACUUUGUCACAAUGUUUGAUGACUACUCAGCUGGUUUGCCUCUCACUGUGGUGGUGAUCCUGGAGAACGUCUCUGUCGCCUGGAUCUACGGCACUAAGAGGUUUAUGCAGGACCUGGAGGACAUGCUUGGUUUCAGGCCGUACUCUUUCUAUUACUACAUGUGGAGGUACGUGUCGCCGGCCAUCCUGCUGGUGCUCAUUGUCGCCACUGUCAUCGAGAUGGCCGUCAGUCCUGCAGGAUACAACGCCUGGGUGGAGGCUGAGGGCGCAGAGAGCUUCCACAGCUACCCUCCCUGGGCUUUAGCCAUGGCUUACUCCCUCAUUGUAGUGGCCAUGCUGCCUUUACCCUUCGUCUUCAUCGCCCGCCACUUCAACCUGAUCUCAGACGGCUCCAAUAAGCUGUCCGUCUCCUACCGUAAAGGCAUGAUGAAGGACAUUUCUAACCUGGAAGAGCAGGACGAGCAGCGUUUCAUCCUCAGCAAGAACCCCAGCGAGGCUCCUUCCCCAAUGCCCGCCCACCGCGCAUACCUGGGCCCCGGUGGCGCCCACGAGAUGACCAACACCAACUACGGCACCAGCACCAAGACGGGCUACCAGAACAUCGGCUCGCCUGAAUCUGAGCUAUGAUCACUGAGCUCAUAGAUCCUCCCGUCCGUUAUAUCCCGGCCCUGCUUGGUGAGAGGGAGACAGAGGAAGAAAGGGAGGAACAGAGGAGGUCAAGGAGAGGAAAUCUACUGCCAGUCGUUGCAGCGUUCAUCACACCUUAACCCCCAGAGCUGAGUCACUCUAUCCCCCCUUUUCUGCCCCUACGCUCCUCGCAUACGGUUCUUCCCUUCUUCCCUGCUGUAGGAUCCGUGCUGCCAAUCCCAGCCGUAAUAAAGGGAUCAUGGGAAUAUGAGUCCCACCAGAUAUGUCGACCUUUUCCAUGUGUCAGCCUAUUACAAGGGCAGAGAAAGGAAUGAAACUUAGAAAGGUCCACUGAGGGCUUAGAUACAGGCUUUGUUUAUGAUAAGCUCUGGCUGAGGUUAAGGUGUGUGCAAGGCUGAAAUGCUUUACUGAAUCGUGUGUUUACCAGUUUGGAGAAGGUUCUUUUUGAGACGGCUGGAUGUUCCUAGAUCUCUGAGAUCAUCAUCUCAUUCUGGUUCAGUUGUGGAGGAUUGUUAUGUGUGGGGACAGGAUGGAAGGAGAGUCAGAUAAAAAAAACAUAUUUUCAUGAUCUGUAUCACUGUAUGAGAACAUUUCUCAUCUAGAAAAACAAAAUGAUUAGAAAUGCAUCCAUAACAGUAUGUACCAAGUGAUUCUGAUAGUGUAAACAGUGUUACAAGCACACAAACACAUCUUUAUUGUGCCUAUCAUGCGUCAGCAAUAAUAACCAGUCAAAGUAGGGUCCUUGUAAACUGUGGUUCUCCUUCUAUCCCUACUUUCCCCACUGAUGUAGAAUACUGUACAUACGUGUUGUGCAAUCGUCUGAGAUGUCACCGUAAAUCGUGUAUAUACACCACAGUAGUGCAAAAACGAGGGGAAACUUUUUCUGCCUCUUCAUUCCUUCUCCAUGAACACGAAGAACAGACACCCGCUACCAUUUUAGAGCAUCUCUGAGCCUUAACACAGAGCAGCACUUUUUCUUUUAAACAACCUUUCUCCUCGACAAACGAGGCUCUGGAGCUGCUGCCAGGAGCACUGCACACAUCGUCUCUGCGCUGUUCCAGUCCCAGCUGGUCUAGACAAAGCUUUUCCAUUUGAAUCAAUCAUUUUAAUCAAGCGUUUCCAUUUUAAUCAACGCCUUAGAAGGACAGGGGUGGCGGUGCACCAGCACAGAUAAGCGGAGCGGUUUCACGCUCAUCUGUGUGUGUGUGUGUGUGUGUGUUAGAGAGGCACACCAGGAAGGAAUUGGAAAAUGUGAGUUUUGUCUGUGUGUACGUGCAGAUGUGCAUGUGUGCGAGCAUCAGUGUGCCGUCUGCCGCUGAAUGAGAGCCGCCGUUGACCCUGCCUCUUAAAAAUAGAGCUGCGUUACCCAGGGGAAGCCGUGGCAACACAUCAUAGAUACAGAUCCUCUUGUGAUGUGGAGGAGGAAGAGGAGAGCGGACACCUUGCUUUGUCUGCUCCACCUGCACGGCUGAUUGUUCAGCAGUACGCAGAUGAGACAUUUUACUGUCGACGUCUUACAAGAAUAUAUAUCUCUGAUGUUGUCACAGUGCAUUGAGUAAGAGGUUUACUGCCAUGCCACGCUGUGGAUUUAUCAUACGUCAUCACUAAGAGGAAGAUGUUUGGGUUUAAUUGUUGUACAUUCCUCAAAUUGUGCGCACUAUGGGCAUCAUUUCAUAAGCACUACGAUUUACACUUUGAUGUCUUUUUGUGAACUAAGGUGUGAAAACUUACAGCCUUUUUUUAUGUAUAAUCUUGUAUGACAAUGUAUGUUUAGAGGUAUAAUGUGGAAAAUGUGCAGUGACAUAAAUGUUUGGAAUAAGUGGUAAUACACAGAUUUCACCACUGGGUGUCUCUGCCGGCCAGCGGAGGAGCCAGUGACUCUCUCUGUCUCAUGGCCCCUCCCUGAGACAACACCAAUACUUGAGACUGAACAGAUGUAGUGAGAAGCACAGUCAGUCACAUUGUUUGGUGCCUGAACAGCAUCUCUGUUGUCUGUUCGCCUUAUGCUUUAGUCAGUUUGUUUUCUCGAUCAUGUGGUGCGUCAAUGUAGAGUUUGGACCAAUGUCUCGUCUCAUUCUCUUGAGCACUUUAAUUAGGUAGAGACCCUGGAGUUAUUUAAGUUCAGGCUUGACAAAAGCUUUGUGAUCAAUCACAGGAAUGCUGUCACAGAAUAUGUAUUGGUUAGCAAUAUUUAUACAGGAAGAGAUGGAGGGCUCAGAGGCACAAAACACACAUGUAUCACAAGCCACUUUGUCAAAAACAUCCAGUUUCUUGUGCAUUUGUUCAGCUGAUCUUUAAAAUGUAAGCAUUUUAACAAGUUUUAAUGUUUCAUCUUAGGACGUCAAAACCAUGUUGACGUGAAUUUUACUCUGCUAUCGCACCAGUGUUGACUCAUGCUUCCAUGCCAUUAGCUGGCCCUGCUAGGUCCUCCCUACUUUACAUAAUAUAAGUGCUAACCCACACUAUUACACUGUUGUCACAUGGGGUCAUAUGAUGUCUUAUAUCUGCUCAGGUUUCAGGCUACAGUACCUAGUGCUUAGUAGUGCCUACAGUAGCUGGGAGAUAUUGCUUGGUGUAUACGUUAUAUACUGAAGUGAUGAAUCAUAUAAUUCCCUGCUGAUCUACCAGAAAAACUGAUUUUAUAUCAUAUCAUAUUUCCCUCCUGUAUUUCAUAGAUUUGUAUGUUCUUUAAGAUUAUGUUGUCACUUGGGCUGGGUAUCGUUUAAAGAAAUUAUGGUACCAGUACCCUUAAAUUGAUACCAAUACCAAGAGUUUUUUUUUCUACUUCAUUCGAUACCCAUCAUGUGAAUGGAAGCAUUUCAUUAUGUAAAACGCCACCAGACAUCACAGGCGUGGAGUAUAGCCAUGCUUUCAAACAUCAUAUUGGCAUCUCAGCACACUGAACUGCCAGCUCCAUCAAAUACACAACCAAACCACAGACCAUAUGGGUCGUAGCUAAUUGAUCAAUCACACAUUUUAUUAAAAGCCAGCAAAUCCAUACAAAUAGUCAUUUUUUCUGUCUGGGUACAAACAGGAUCAAAUGCAAAUAUCAUUUCACUGGAGAAGUUUCAAUACUGCUUGGUUUGUUUCAGUCAAUUACGAAUAGAUAUUGAGUACUGACACCCAGUCCAGAUGUCAUAUACUGUUUUUGUAAUAAUAAUAAAAGGGUUAAAGUGGAGAAAGUCUGCAUUACAGGGGAGUGAAGUGCAGUCAUAAAUCACUAUGAGAAUGUAAACCUCUAUAAAAACAAAACACUAGAGGAACAAAGGGAUCUUUCCACUCUCGUCUCCCCAUAAAUCACAGUGAAAUGGUCUCUCUUUAAUGUGAGUGUGUUGUUACAAGAUGUUACAGAUGAACAUGUAAACACUCCACAGUCAGAUUAUGACCUGUUCAAUCGCUAACAUCUAGCAGGACUACUGUGAUAACAUGCACAAGGAACCAAAUGUUUUUGGCCAAUCGGCUUGCGACACAGGUAGCACAUAACCGUAAGUGAAGGCACUCACCUGUCCUCACCUGCAGCUUUGAGAGUUAAAGCACAUUAAUGGAAGCACAGGAAAGUGAGCACAAAGGAGUUUCAUGUCUUAGUGAGAAAGCACCAGUCAGUGAGUUAAACAUAGAGUCAGUGUGGGUAAACUGGAUGAUGAAACUUGUAGAUUAUGUUAGUUAUGGUCUGAUUCCUGCAUCCUGAGAGGGGUCACUGGCGGUUAAGUCUUCACACUGAAAUGCACUGCCAUUGUCACAAGAGGUGCACCGUUAGUGUGUGCUGUAGCUACAGACUGAUCUGCACAGUGAAUACGUGACAAAUGUCAGAGGUGGCAAACCUGAGCUGAUACUGGUGUGGAGGAGAGAGCACAAUCAAAACACAAUGUUUAUAUAGUCUUUUGGAAACAGCAUCUUCAUGUUUAAACCUCUGGUUUGUUUCAAUAUAUGAUGCACAGUUUUGCCAAGGAGUUCUCACGUCUCCACUCCAGGCACAGCAGGUCUUUGCCUCUAACAUUUAAAAACACUGUGCACAGUGGUAAAAUCACCAGCCAUCUCGUAUUGGUUCUAAUUUGAUCAGUAGCAAGGUGUUAGCAUUUAGCACUGAUAUAUCUUAUUUAAAAAAAACAACAAAAUAAACUCCAGGGUCUCUUUGUCUCGUCCAUGUGUCGGCUGUGUUGCAUUAUGUACUUUGAAGCAACUUGUAGAGGUUAACUCAGUUGAUUUACUGUGAUUAACUCGACAAAAAUAGAGUAAUAGUGUAUUUAUUUAGCUGUGCAAAUAGUCUUUAUGUGACCAAACCCAUAGUUAUAUUUAUAGUAUUUAAGACGAUGUAUUUAACCUGUACAUAUCGAUGUACAUUCUGAUAAAUUCACACUGAGUAUCUAUAGUAAGAGUGACAGGGUGUAUACUUGAGCUGUAAAUAAUAAUUGUAUAUUUUGAGAUAUUUUUUGAUUUUUGUACUGUAGGUAAUGUUACUUUGGUGUCUGUUGGUUUCUGGUGUUAGUGUGUGGUUGUUCUCAAUCAAAAUAGCUGAGUGACUGUGAAUGUGAGUGUGCGAGAGAGACAGAAAGGGAGUGUGUGUGUGUUUAUGGGUGUGUGUGUAAAGUAAGAGUAUAUGUAGAUUUUUGGUGUUUAAAUGUGUGUUGUUUUUUUCUCCUCUCUCAGUGUUGUGUGCUGCUGAUCUAAUCCAGUAGAUAAAAUCCUGUUGUUACAGUGAACUGGGACCACUGGUGUAAGCAAUCUGUCCUCUGUGUUUCUCACUGGAACUGCGGCGGCUUCCAGCACAAAACUGACAACACAAUCAGAAGGA